CAACAAUUUUUUUUUUGCAGAAGUUUUUUUGUCCUAACUAUGCUGUCAUUGUGAGUUAUAUGAACAUUUUCAUUUCACGCCCACACUUUUUGACAUUCUAAUUUGACGUUAUGUUUACUUUUUUUCUCAAAUGAUAAAAUUUGUGGAUUUCCUGCUUUAUAGUUUAGCUUUUUAGUUUGUUGUAGGCAAUGGUUGUAGUUAGUGGCAGUUGGUUUAAAAAAAAUGUUGCUCCCUAUUCUCCUAAUGAAGACGUAACUGUUGUGGACGAGGAUGCUACAAUGGCUGCAAAAGCAGUUUUAAUUUGUCGCCCCAACUCACAUCAUUUCCAAGUGAGAACCCUAACCCUCGAUCAACCCAUUAAAGUAGGCCGAUCAGUGGCCCGCGCCAAACCAACAUCAACCAACGCCGUUUUUGAUUGCAAAGUUCUUUCUCGUAAUCAUGCUGUCUUGUGGUAUGAGAAUGGAAAAUUCUAUUUACAAGACACCCAAAGCAGCAAUGGCACUUUUGUAAACAAUAACAAACUAUCAGUGGAGAACUAUGAAGUUAGUUCGGGAGAUAUAGUACAAUUUGGUGUUGAUGUAGUUGAGAAUAAUCGGAAAGUAACACAUGGUUGCAUUAUUGCUAGUUUGAAGUUGUAUUUGCCUGAUGGAAAAGAAGCAAAAGCCAGUCCUAGUGUUAAUGAAGGUGACAGGCAUGGCAUGGUGCCGUUAGAUGAUCUUUACAAGUUAAACCAAAUACUUCAGGAAGCAAAUCAAAGAGAACAGUGUUUGGAAUCAAAACUGACUGCCCUUCAGCAUGUAGUUGAAGAAACCAAGAAAUCAGCUGAAGAAAGUUGGCAGGCCUAUGUUGGAGAAGAACGAUUGCUGAGCAGAUUGUCUGCCCUAGAAACAAAACUACAGCAAACCAGUAAGAAUUGGUCAGAAGAUCGAUUGAAAGAUGAAAUUUCAAAAUUGAGAAUAAGCAAUGAACAGUAUCAGGAAACUGCAAAAGCGACAUUAGAAAAAGUACACACUGAAAAAUUAGAAGCAGUAAGCUUAGCUGUGGAGCAGGAGAGAGCAAGAAUAUCUGCGGAACAAGAUGCACUAUUGGCAAGAGAGCAGUUAGGACAAGCACAACUUGAUCUCCAAGAAGUUGCCCAAAAACUAUCGGAGAUUCAAACUAGAUCGGAGGAGGAGAAGCACCAACACCAAAAACAAAUAAGGGAGUUGGAAAUCCAUAUGGAGGAGCAGGAAGCCAAAGUUGCAGAAUUAGAAGCUAAAAUUUACAAACUUACGGUGCAGAUGGUAUUUGAUCAGAACGAAAAGGAACGGCCUGAGUUAAUUUAUGAGGAUGAUAUGAAACUUAAGGAAGAAAUUUUAGCUGAAAACGAAAUGUCAGAAUCAAUCCUAAAUAAAUCAAACUCCAAUGGAUUUCAACCAAAUCACAUUAACUUAGUGGUAGCGCCAGUCGACGAAAAUUGCGAAGAGGAAAAGACUGAAGAGUUACAAUAUGAAUCUGUUACGAAAACAAACAAUGACGAGAAUAAGAGCAGAGAGAAAGAGGAAACCAGGCGAGUGUCAUUUAAGCUACCUGGAGAUGUACCUGAAGAAGAAUCUGAGAAUGACUUCAAAAGCCCUAAAGAACUAGAGGAGUCACUAGAGAAACAUGUUGACUCUAAAACUCUCAAGUACCAAUAUCAGUCGGCGCAAAAGGAGCAAAACGAGUUGCGAAGAAAAAUCGAAUUUUUGGAAAGUUUGUCUUUGGCUAAUAAACUGAAAAUCGACGAAUUAGAUCAAGCAUUGAACCAAGAGAAAGAUUUGAGCGGUCAAAGGUUGAUCGAGAAUGAAAAGUUGAAAGAUGAGCUUGUCCUGCUGCAGCAAAAAUUGAAGGAAAGUUGUAUGGAGAAUCAGCAGCUUAGAGACAGACUGGGAGAUAUGCUAGUAAAAAAGGAGAAUGCUGAAGAUGGGAACAAAGUCGAUUCUAAGGAGGUGGACAUUUUGGAAUUGAAAGAACAUUAUGCGCGAAGCAGGGACGAAAAAUUGAAUUUGGAGCAAGAGCUGUUGAAAAUGCGGACUGAGUAUAACCUUCUACGUGACAGUAUGUAUAAUAAAUGUUUCUUUUACGUCGCACCAUUGGUAGUUAUCAUCCUCUAUUUCUACGUAAGCGCUUGGAUUUCCUGAUC
Messenger RNA from Cylas formicarius (sweet potato weevil), 2161 nucleotides. RefSeq names its product sarcolemmal membrane-associated protein (gene Slmap). The transcript is spliced from 8 exons. Lineage: Eukaryota; Metazoa; Arthropoda; Insecta; Coleoptera; Brentidae. Bases 189 to 2159 code for a protein of 656 amino acids. Gene Ontology annotation, molecular function: protein binding. The record is from RefSeq and is a predicted model, not a curated record.